AUGCCCGAUGUUGAUUCUAACUUAAAUUGGAACAAUUCGUGCAUUAUGGUGAUGUCAAUGGGAAAUUUUUUAAGCCGUUCUCAGGGUGGAUCCGUUGUUAAUGCACUUCUUGCUACAGGACUUUACAAAAUUCGAGCAUUAACUCGUAACCCAAAUUCCGAUAAAGCAAAAGCGUUAAAAGCUAAAGGAGUUGAUGAAGUAGUUAAAUGUGAUCUCUCUAACAAGGAGGAUAUUAAGAAUGCUUUAAGCGGUGCUGAUAUUGCUUGGAUUUUAAUCAUUGGUGUAAACCCUGGUGAAGAAGAAAGACAAGGUAAAUUGAUUGCCGAUGCCGCUAAAGAAGUAGGAUUUAACUGGUUAAUCUACAGUUUUCUUCCUGAUUCUACUACUGAAUCUGACGGAAAAUAUCCCGCUAUUAUUAAUUUAUCUGGAAUUUCCGCACCAUUUGUCGAUAAGGGUAAUGAAGUUGAACCAAUUGUUGCAAAAAUUAUUGAGGAGGGGCCAGCUAAAUGGAACGGUAAAAAAGUUCCUGUUGCUGCUGAGUCUGUUGGUUUGAAACAUUUGGCUGAUGUAUUAACCAAAGUUACUGGAAAAACUCAUAAAAUAAGAACUUUGAACGAUGACGACAUAAAAGAAUUUUCAUUCAUUGAUACUGAUGAAUUAAAACAAAUGCAUAAAUGGUUUAUAGAUUACGGACUUUUUGGAAAGGAUAAUGAACUUAAAGAUAUUUCUAUUGCCAAGAAAUUACACCCAAAAAUUAAAUCCUUUGAGCAAUAUGCAAUUGAAACUUACCCAAAGGCUUAA
Messenger RNA from Rhizophagus irregularis DAOM 181602=DAOM 197198, 801 nucleotides. The record is from RefSeq and is a predicted model, not a curated record. NCBI's taxonomy places the organism in Eukaryota, Fungi, Glomeromycota, Glomeromycetes, Glomerales, Glomeraceae.